Messenger RNA from Oncorhynchus tshawytscha (Chinook salmon), 3443 nucleotides. RefSeq names its product probable ATP-dependent RNA helicase DDX17. Gene Ontology annotation, molecular function: RNA binding; ATP binding; RNA helicase activity. Gene Ontology annotation, biological process: alternative mRNA splicing, via spliceosome. The record is from RefSeq and is a predicted model, not a curated record. The coding region runs from base 421 to 2337 and encodes 638 amino acids. Lineage: Eukaryota; Metazoa; Chordata; Actinopteri; Salmoniformes; Salmonidae. Gene Ontology annotation, cellular component: ribonucleoprotein complex; nucleus; cytoplasm. The transcript is spliced from 13 exons.
CGUAAUACCAUAGAAGAAGGACUCUAGCUAGCUCAAGCUAAUAACAACAACACUCGCUGCAGCGUAUUUAAAUAUUUGGUUGCAGUUUCCGAGACGUUUAGCUAUCACCUGUUUGCGUUGGUUUGUAGUAAAAACAAAAACUAGAUACUUGUUCAUGUCAAAAAUAACAAUACACGUUCGUUCAAUAAUAUUUAAACAAAUGUUGUCUCAGUUUCACAUUUUUGUAUAGCUAGCCUGCUAAUGUUAACACAAUAAGGGCCUUAACUAGCUAGAGUUACUGUAACGUUGAUCGCUUGACAUUUUGAACGCGAGAAUCUAAGGCUUGCCUGCAAAAACUUGCUCCUCUUCCAACGGAGAAAUAUAUAUUAUAUAUAUAUAUAUUUAGCUAACUAGUUAGGUAGAAGUUAAGUGGUUUCUAAAAUGAGGGGCGGUUCAUCGUAUGGAGAUCGAGACAGGGACCGUGGUCGCGACAGGGGGAGUCCUCGUUUUGGGUCUAGCAGAGGUCCCCCUCCCAACAAGAAGUUUGGGAACCCAGGGGAGCGUUUGCGCAAGAAGAAAUGGGACCUAAACGAGCUUCCAAAGUUUGAGAAGAACUUUUACAAUGAACAUCCAGAUGUUCAGCGCAUGAGCCAGUAUGACUUGGAGGAGUUUCGCAGGAAGAAGGAGAUCACUAUCAGGGGGUCAGGCUGCCCGAAGCCUGUCAGUAGCUUCUCCCAGGCCCAUUUUCCCCAGUAUGUGAUGGAUGUGCUGAUGCAGCAGAACUUUAAAGAGCCCACAGCUAUCCAGGCACAAGGCUUCCCUCUGGCCCUGAGUGGCAGGGACAUGGUGGGCAUCGCACAGACAGGUUCUGGGAAAACCUUAUCGUAUCUCCUGCCUGCCAUUGUGCACAUUAACCACCAGCCCUACCUAGAAAGAGGAGACGGACCAAUCUGUUUGGUUCUGGCACCAACUCGAGAGCUGGCCCAGCAGGUUCAGCAAGUGGCGCAUGAAUACGGCAAGUCAUCACGCAUCAAGAGCACCUGUGUCUACGGGGGAGCUCCCAAGGGACCCCAGAUCCGUGACCUGGAGAGAGGUGUUGAGAUCUGCAUCGCCACCCCGGGUCGUCUCAUUGACUUCCUGGAGGCAGGGAAGACCAACCUACGGCGCUGCACCUACUUGGUGCUGGACGAGGCUGACAGGAUGCUGGACAUGGGCUUUGAGCCUCAGAUCCGCAAGAUUGUUGACCAGAUUAGGCCUGACAGACAGACCCUGAUGUGGAGUGCCACCUGGCCCAAGGACGUGCGGCAGCUAGCAGAGGACUUCCUGAAGGACUAUGUCCAGAUCAACGUGGGAGCCCUGGAGCUGAGCGCCAACCACAACAUCCUGCAGAUUGUGGAUGUGUGCACAGAGAGUGAGAAGGACAACAAGCUGCUCCAGCUGAUGGAGGAGAUCAUGGCUGAGAAGGAGAACAAGACCAUCAUCUUUGUGGAGACCAAGAAACGCUGCGAUGAUCUGACCCGCAGAAUGAGACGUGAUGGGUGGCCAGCGAUGUGUAUCCAUGGUGACAAGACUCAGCCAGAGAGAGACUGGGUGCUGACAGAGUUCCGUAGUGGCAAGGCUCCUAUUCUUAUUGCUACUGAUGUGGCCUCACGUGGUUUGGAUGUGGAGGAUGUCAAAUUUGUCAUCAAUUAUGACUACCCAAACUCCUCUGAGGACUACAUCCACCGUAUCGGCCGUACGGCCCGUAGCACCAACAAGGGUACAGCCUACACAUUCUUCACUCCGGGCAACCUUCGUCAGGCCCGUGAGCUCAUCCGUGUUCUAGAGGAGGCCCGGCAGGCCAUAAACCCCAAGCUGCUGCAACUGGUCAACACUGGCCGUGGAGGAGGAGGCAGGUCACGUUUCCGUGGCAACGGCUCCAACGCCAGCAACCCCAACCUGAUGUAUCAGGAUGAGUGCAACCGGCGCAUGCGCACCACCGUAGGCAGCAAGGACAGCCGGGGGAGCAGCAGCGGCACGGGGAGCAGCAGCAGCUUCAGCCGCGACAGCCGAGAUGGAGGGAGCAGCCGCGCCGGGGACAGGUCAUCCUCUUCCUACAGGGACAGGAGGGACAGCCGCAGCUAUGGCUCCAGCUCCUCCUACAGCCAGUACAAGUCCGGGAGCAGCAAUGGGGGGCAAGAUCAGUCAGCGGGGCAGUUUGGUUCAGUCAGCAGGUCCAGUAAGCCCCCUCCACCCCCCUCAGGGCCGCAGCCCCUCAUGGCCCAGAAGUUUACCCCAGCCAAGCCCAUGAUGGGAUUAAUGGGGCACUCGCCCUUCCAGUUUGCUUCCCCACCCCCUCCAACCUCACAAAGGAAGUAAAGCUGGGGCUAGCCCUCACCACACAUGCAUACAAUCCCCAACAUCAACCAGAAAAAUCAGUUGUGUUAGGAUUUAGCAUGUCAGGUUUUGAGAUUCUGGAGUACUGUGCUUGAAAUCUUGGCCUUAGCCGACAUAAAUCCAGAAGUGUUUUGUUAGAUUGGUGAGCGUUAAAAAUAAGUCAGACGAUUUGUUGUGGACAUUCAACAUUCCAAUAAUGAACUUGCCUGACUAACAAGCAGUUUGACAUCAGUGCUUUGAAAGGAUUUGUUUAAGCAUUAAAAUAGCUGUACAAAUGCAGAUUGCCAUUUAAGUAGUUAGACCACACUUGAAGUGGAAUACGCUGAAAUGUAAUAGUUAUACAUUUGUAGGUGAUGAAAGCAUUUUCAUUGAAGUGCCGUCUAAUUUGUUUCAUGUUGCUUUUCCCACAAAACACAUAUCCAGUGCUGUCAACAGUUAACCUUUUCAGCAUAUUGUCCUCCAACAUAAAGGUUAUUUCAUUAUUGUACAAACCGGCUUUCUUAGUAUAGUGAGCUUCGAAUGAGUCGUUUCAGUGUAUGAAUGUAUUAUUUUGCCUUUCGGUGUACGAGGCAGGUGCUACCGUUUCUCAACAACUUUUUUUCUCAGCCCAUUCAGAUGUGCUUUUUGUUCUUCAGCUUUAGCUAGUUUGUACAUAAGUGAUUAUUUUCCCAUUUAGAAUUUCUCUGAAAAAGGUGAUUAGUAAAUCAGUUCCAGGACAAUAUUUUGAAAUAUGCAUAAACAUUUCCUGUCAUGAGGUCGUUAUUCGACUUUAGUUUGUUCAUUCAAACCUUUAUAUACACUUAUGUAGGUUACGUAAUUUUAAUUGUUUAUUUUGUGGGAUCGUUCAACCCCUCCGGUAGCUGGAGUAUAUAAUAAAAUAGUUUCAUGGUCUUGGGAUAUUGUUUCUCUAUUGAACUCUAAACCGGUCACACAUGUUUGUUUCUUCCUAGUGUAGAGAUGUAUAGGUUAGUGCUAUCUGUCCUUUCCAUCUGUAGUUGAAUCAUUCUAGUAUGUAGACAAGACCAACCUGUAAAAUCACAUUACUGUCUGGUUUUGUUUCAGGUUUCAAUAAAGCUUUAAUGUUUAAA